Gilbertella persicaria is the source of this 489-nucleotide messenger RNA. RefSeq lists its product as uncharacterized. The transcript is spliced from 2 exons. The record is from RefSeq and is a predicted model, not a curated record. Lineage: Eukaryota; Fungi; Mucoromycota; Mucoromycetes; Mucorales; Choanephoraceae. The coding region runs from base 1 to 489 and encodes 162 amino acids.
AUGAAGAUUGAUUUGUCUGCCUUGUUAGCUGCCGGUGCUUGUCAACUUGCUUCGGCUGUUGUUCCUGAUCGCCAAUUUACCGUUAGUGUUGUUCCUUCACUCAACAGUCUUUAUAUGGCAUGUAAAGACCACUCUACUAGACGCAAUACUCAAUUUUGUCCUGAUCAAACUCAGUAUUCCUCUACAAUUGCGAUACCAAAAGAAGAUGAUGAGACUAAACUUGCAUAUUUAAUGACUGAUGACUCUCUUUCACCUGUUGGAUCUGCCUAUACUGGUAUUGAACUAGGAACAAACAACGAUUACUACUAUUGCUCUCCUUGUCAAAUUACUACUACUACUGUUGCUACUGUUACUACUACUGCUACUGCUCCACCUACAUGCGCAAACAAGAGCGUCAUUUAUGAUAAGAAAAACAAUGGUUAUAAGGAUGACUGCUGCAAGACAGAAGCUGAAUGUAGAGAUGAUUGUGUCAAGGGCAAAUGUACCUAA